GUUAGUGUUGAUGGCGCGCAAGCAGAGGGCGGUGAUCCACCAUCACUCUGAUGGCGUCUGCAUCCCUCCUCCACCUGUCAACCUUAUAUCCUCACGUUCACCUCCUCCACGCACAUCCACCACCACUCUACUCCACCGAGUGAUGCUAUUGCUACUCAGGAGUAUGGCCCAGGCUGUCAAUGGACCGACAAUUUGUAAGACAGCGCGCCAUAGGUCAGCCACUUCCCCGGUCAACAUCCCUACAGCUGAGGUAUGAACGCGAGAGGUUGGAACUGCAAAAAAGGGUCACUGAGCGGCUGGUGUCUGAUGUGUUUGGUUUAUAUGAAAAGUCACUGUUUGUGGACUUGAAGCUUGAAGCAUCACGAGGCAACGUUUACUGUCACCAGUUGUUCUUUGCUGCACGUGUUCCAGUGCUCUGGCACCUGCUUCUAGAGAUUGCUAAAUUUCAGCGUCCUAACAAGAAUAAGAAGCCUAAUGAGAAUUUUGUUUGUAUCCAGCUGCCUGAAGUAGAGUACAAGGAGCUUCAAAAAUUUACUCGGAGCUUGUACAGCAACCAGAGCAACUUAACAGCUGGUGUGGCACUAAGACAAAAAUUAGAGGACAUCCUGGCUGUCCUUCAGCAGAGGGCACUGCUCUGUAGCAAUAAGAUACGAAUUGAGAGACUGAGCAGUGACGAGGAACACCAAGUUCAGCAGCUGAUCCUCAAACAGCUUCAAAAAGGGCAAUUAAGUAAGAGAAAGGGUAACAUACAAGACGUGGAACAGUUCAUCAGCAGCAAUGGUGUGCAUUGUACAUACAAGACGUGCACCCUAUCAGAUACAGAUUCUAAUAGCACCACAACCCUGAAGCCACAAGCAAUAAGAAAUAGUUUAAAUACAUCAAAGUCUGUAAGGCCAAAAUCUAGUCGAAAGGUUUGUGCUCAAAAACCUAAGUCAUUGGGAUACACAAUGAACAUUACAAACCAUACAGUUGUAAAUAUAAACAAAUGUGAAAUAAAGGAAAAACAAAAGGGUGGAGUGAGUGACAAAGCUGGAGGUAAUUGCGAUAGUAAUGUAGAGGAUGAUGUUGGCAGUUAUGCAGCAUUUAAAAAGAAAGGAAAAAUUUCCUUGAAAACUUCCCAGCCCACAAAACGGGCCUCUAAUAAUGAUCAUUCUCCCAGUGGACAAUUAUCUAAUCAGCAGUCUCCAGUCUUUAAUGUAUCUAUGAUUAAGGAAUUACAAACAUCUCCUAUGCAAGUCAGUGGGGAAUCUUUUCAGGAUAAAUUGAAAGACAAGCGGGAGCGUUCACCUUCGUGUUCUCAGAGAGCUUCCACUUCAGAAUCUAUUCCUCUUGAGCCCAUUUGCAUCCAAGAUGAAAAGAAGAGUGUGCUGGUCUGUUCAAAUGGAGAUACUGGGCAGUUUUACCUGGAGAGUGUGAAAGCAAAAGAAAGCAAACCACAUAAAUACGGUGCCAUGUCUAGCACAAAAGAAAAUGCAUCCCUGCAUCAGGCUAAUGUUUUAGCAAAACAGCAACAGCAGCAUGUUCAGUCUGUGUCUACCUCAAAGGCAUAUUUACAACGAAAAAGUCAAUCAUUUGGUGCAGAAUCUCAAGAAAGUGCAGAGCUAGAUAAUACUAGUGCCAGUAACAGUGGGAGUGAUCAUAGGCUGAGUAAUCUACAUGAAACUUCUAGUCUUGAAGUAGAACUUCCUAGUAGCCAUGAAGAAAAUUCUAGUAGCCAUGAUUCUGAUGAGAGCCCAGAAGCCGUAUCAAAAAGAGCAGUGUCCAAAAACCCAGGCAAAGAAAGCAAUCUUGAUCUGCUAGAAGGAAAUGGGACCAAAUUUGAAGAACAAGAUAGUGCAACAACAGCUCCUGUUCAUCCCAUGAGACCACUGGUGAGAGCAAGAACUUAUGAAGUCCUUGAGGGAAUUGCCAGUGGACCUGACAAACCCUUGCAAGAACCAUCAGAGAAGAAGGAAGUAGAACCAGAAGGAUCUGCUACAAUAAAAAUGCAACAGGGGGCAUUGAGUGAAGUUCUUAGCCAUCACAGCUUUAGUAAUCCUAAAAGAAAUGUACGGACUCACGGUUUAGGGAAAGAAAACCCAGGUAAUGGAAAGGAAAGGAAAAUAUCUGAUGAAAGUAUAGCAUCCUCCUACUAUGAAAAUGUAGAUGAUCCAGAGAAGUUACGGGAGAUGGAAAGAAAAAAAGGUUCCUUGAUAUUUGAGCAUAAUUUCCAGACUUAUUCUAACAUUCCUACUACUAAUAUGAUGACUGCUAGCAUGAUGACAGCAAGUAUGAGUUCUGAAAGUGGUAGUAUGGGUGUGGGAUCCAUGUAUAGCAGUAUGAUGGACAGUGCUAUGAUGGGCAGUAUUCACUCUCUCGGUGCUCUGGAAGCACCUGUUGUUGAUCCUAUACCUCGUCCAGCGUCUGUUGGUCUUCCAGUUGUGCACUCUGUGGAAGAUGUUAACCCCGAAUUAACACGUGUUCUGAGUCGCCGUCCACCCCUAAGAGUUCAAAAGAGUACGGAUGAGAUGGCAUUAGAACUUCAGCAGGAGAUAGCCAAAAGAGGAGCAUCAACUCGAUCACCAUCGCCAGAUUCUCUGAGUGUUGACUUUGUAGCAAGGAGAGAAGCAGAAACUGUGAAUAAGGAAAAAUCCUCCAGAAAAUCAAGUAGAAAUUUAUCCUUAGAAACUAGCAGUUCAAGUAUCAAAAAGGAAGAGAUGGAUAAUGAAGAAAAAGAGCAAGAUGAUCGAGAGAAUGAAAGUAAAAGUAGUGAUUCUGGGCAUACUGAGGAGAAAUCUGAUAAAAAAGAAGUGACUGUUGAAGAUUCAUCCUAUAAAAUAUUGCCACAAAUUACAGGGAGCCCCAAAUUGAGCAGAGAGCUCUCUGAGAACACGCCCAUUAUCUCAGGUGGAUCGACUUUGAAAAGAGAGAAAGACACUGGAGAGAGAACAGCUGUCACUAAAUCUGAGCGCCAAAUUAGCAUUGGGUCAGUUAAGGAUGUAGAUUCCAUACCUCUUGUGUUUGGAUACAUUGGCCCACAAGAUGAAGAAGAGCAAAAAGAAAGUAAAGAUGAUAGUAAAGAAGCAUGUGUGGAAGGGGAAGAUGAAAAACAUCAGUCUAUCUUUCCAAUGUUUAUAGAUCUGAAUGAUAUCCCAACUCCUUGUGUAGAAGAUGUAAAAGAAAUAGAAAAAAAAGAAGCAUCGAAGGCCAAGAGUCAGUCAUCUGCGAUUUAUAUGUAUAUAGAAGCGGAUGCACCCUCUCCCAAAAGCAGAAGAAAGAGGAGGUCAGAAAGUGAUGGUGUGCCCAUCUCAAAAUCUGUUGAAUCUCAUCCAGAGGCAGAAUUCAGUUCGCUUCCACCAGUUCUUGCAGACCCAGAACUCCCUGUAGAAAGUAAACAAAACCCUGACAAUGUAAAAGUGGAAGCUAAUGGAGCAUCUGAUGGAGGGAAUAAAGAGAAGAAAGGUUUUUUUAUGUUUAUUGAAACAGAAUCAUCACCGAAGUUGGGCUCGCCAAAACCACGCCGACGUCCUGCACCACCCCCUUCCAAAAAGAAAAGUGAAAAUGCAAUGACCAGAUCAGCUCCAAGUGAUUCUCUCCUGUUUUCAACUCCAGAAAGUUCGAGCAGACUGAUGACAAAAUCAGUUAUUGAUAGAGAAGAAUUUAUUGCUCAGCCUCCAACAAGGAAGAAUGUGAGCCUUAACGACAAGAUUAACGAAUCGUCUACGUCAAGGGAUGGAUCAUUUGUAUCAGGCAUCCCAAGACCUAUUCAUGUUCUUAAGAAUAAACCAUCAUCAUCUAAAUCCAUUCCCAAAGCAAAACCUUCACCUCUCAAGAAAGAAGCUAGUUCUCAGAGAGAUCGUUCAGUUUCUCGGACUAAAGAUGAACAUACUUCAGAAACAAAUGACAUGGCCACAAGUCGAGAUAUUUCAGUAUCAGAACUUGGGCCCACUCAAAGUGUAUCUUUUAGUGAUAUUGUGUCAGCAAGUCUUCCUCAAGAAACUGAACCUUCUGAAGUGUCAGAUGUAAGCAGUCUUCUCAGCAGUAUUGAACGCUCAAUUGAGCCCUCGGAUCAGGGAAGCAAAGAACCUUGUUCAAGAUUGGGUGAAGAUUUGUUGCGCAUGUUCCUGAAUGAAAUUAAUACUGAUGUCACUAUACAGAUAGGCGAGAAGCGCAUCCGAGCCCAUAAGUGUAUUUUGGCUUCCCGGUGCGUGUAUUUCGCUGCCAUGCUGUCAGGACACUGGGUGGAAAGUGCUGGCAAUGUUAUCAAGUUACAGGGGUUCUCAGCUGAUUGUGUGAUGGUGGCACUAAAGCACAUUUAUAGUGGCACAAGUACAGUGCCUGAGGGGGUGAGAGUUGGGGAACUUGCAGCACUUGCUGAUAUGCUGGCACUUGAUGGACUUAAAGAUGUAAUUAGUUUACAUCUAAAAGCUAAAAUGUGUCAUUAUUUUCAUAAGCCAUGCUCAGGGUGUCUUGAAGGGGUGUUGGAUGUUUUACCCAUCGCCGGUGCUUAUUGUCUGGAUGACCUGUAUCACCGAUGUUUGCGUUGGGUAGCCAAGCACUUUGUUGUAGUGUUGCCAACCCGCAACUAUGCUGCUCUUCCUCCGGAGGUGCAGGACCGAUGCCUUAAACAGUUGCUGGAUGACAUGAGUGUGAGCAAUGUGAUAGAUACUGCCUUGGGAUGUGAACGGGUACUUUCAUCCUUACCAAUGGUGCGAUGGGCCCAACCUGUGUUUGACUCUGCAGCCCAACUACUGGAAGCAGCUACAAGCUUCAUAGCUGCUAACAUGAGUGGGGUCCUUACUUCUGACAGGUUCAUUGCCCUGGGACAUGAUAGUGGCUGGAGCAUAGAUAGUUUACAAGACACCAUGCGUGUUGCAUGUGAGUUGAUACGUCCUGACCAGGCUGUUCUCUCUCAUAUUCAACUGGCAAAAUACCUUGACCAGACUCAAGAUGAUGGACUAUCUGAAGUCUCUGAGGGAUUUCUUAAUUUCCUUGAAAAUUUGCUGAAUCAGAUAGAAAAGUUCAUGAUUCAUAAUGCCAACCGGGUAGCAGUUUGUCGCAAGUGGCCGUUGCUCUCUACUAGUACACAGCGUAGGAUUAAGGAUGCAGCUCUUGUAGUGGUUGAAUUUUCACGACCCACUGCCCCCAGACCUAGAUUCUCAUCUGCAAAUAGGAGAUUACGAGGUAGCAAUAGUGAUGGCAGUGGUACUCCUGGUCGAUCUGGAGACCAUAGGCUGAUGCGAAGUGCCAGUGCCACAGCUGUUCCAUCUUCUCAGAGAGUAGGUGUCCGGCGGCCACCUGCCUCUGGCCAAGAUCCCAUGCGUUGCCAGACUCCACCAGCUACCCUCUCCCGUCCUCGAACCCAGACACCACCACCAACACGAGCCUCGACUUUACGAGCACAAGCUAGGCAGGCAGCUAUACAGAGAUCACAGUCUGCUCGAACAGUAGCCGAGCGUCCUCGAAGACCAAGACAGGGAAAUGACACUUCAACAGACGAAGAUACCCAUUCUAGUAACAAACGAGCGACUCCGAUUGGGGGCUUCACCCGGGGGGCAACAUUUACCCGCUCGCUCUCUCGACCUGAACCGAAUCGACCAAAUCCCCAAACCCCAACCAGAGCACCAGCCCCUUCGUCUACGCAGCUAUGCACUUCAGGACUUCCAGAAGUCUCCCAGUUGCCCCGGAGAACCACAAUUAUUCAUCGCACACCAAGUCACACGACCACAGGUAGCUCUGCUUCUGAGGAUGAGUUGCCACUCAGAAAAUCCAGCACCACUCCACAAGUUCGCACUUUGGCAUCCCUAAACGAAGGGUCUGGAAAUGAAACUAAGCUUGCUCGGACACAGUCAACAGAAGUAAGAUCUCGAACACCCACCCGACGACCAGAGCUCCGUAGCAGUACCACAAAUCUCAGCAAGACAAAUCGUAGCCAACAAGAGGGUCAGCCAUCUCCACAGUGCCAAUCCGAUAGUGGUUCCCACACUCCCAGAACUCCCAAGGUUGACAAGACAGAGCCGAGGAGACCGAGUGAUCUCAAGAAUGGAAAUAUCACAAGAACAAGAGGAGCAGUCAUGGGGAGAAGAACUACUAGGUCUCCCAUGAGGGAGUCUGGACGUGUUGCUGGACUAGCAGCAGGAAAAGGUACUAGCCCAACACCCUCAUCCACUUUUGGUUCAGGACUAAUAGGGUGCAGAAGUAGAUCUUCCAGUGUAACAAGUAGACCAAUUGGUAGUACAGCUACACCCUCACCAGCUGUAGGCAGCCGCUCAAAUACAUUCUGUAAAGAUGACAGUAAAGGCUCUGGUAAAAAGGCAACUUCUACCUUAGAUUUGAAAUAAUAUAUUAAAUUUUGCCCAUCCAGUUUAGUUGAACUGAAAUAUACAAUAUUGGUAUGUUAAUUUCAAUGUUAUUUUGGGAAUGACACAUUUCCUAUACAUAAUUUAAAAAUUAGUUUGGAAGCCCAUAAUCACAAAAAAUAUUUGAAUAUGUUACUAGAUCAUAUUUUUCAACAGCAAGGUAUAAUUCUGUGCUGAAAUUAAAAAAAAAAAUGACCCAGGAAUUUUGCCAGUGAAAUCAGAAUACGUAUGUGGAUGUAUGCUAACUAUUUUGCCUCAGCAUUUAAGAGAAACAUAUGCAUUAGCAAGACAAUAUAAGCUCAGUAUUGUGCUCAGAAAAUUAUAAAGCUAUAACAAAUAAAUCUCGUCUCAAGUAUUAUUAUUAUCGAGGAGGAAGCGCUAAACCUGUAGGAUUAUACAGCGCCUGGGGGGGGGGGAUGUGGAAGGUAUUCAGGCUUAAUUCAGGGAACUGGAGCACAGAUCCAGUUCCCUAGAUCAAGAGCCCCUCACCAGCAUCAAGGAACCUUCCUUGAGGGGCAUCUAAAAGUAGAAUAUUUAUAUCUUGAGGGAAAUGCUGCAUUUACUUAUCUCUCUAAUAUAUAUUGCCUUUUGUGACUUCUCACUCAAUUUAAGCAGGCUGCUUCUCUGCUGCUAGUGAUCGUCCAAAUCAAUACCGUGAUUCCUCUAGUCAACCAAUGCUCUUUGUUUAAUUGAAAGAGGUUGCGUAUGAUUCAUGGAGAUUUAGAUCUCUAGUGCCAUAUAACAAAUACAAUAACUGGCUCUGCAAUGUGCCAUUUAGAUAUGCAUAGAACAAAUGAAGUAUUUAUUUUAUAUUUUAUUAAUUUUGCUUUUUGUUAAGAAUUAUAGAGCAAAAUUUUAUGAAAUUGCAAAAAUUCAAGUGAUGGUUGAAGUUACUCUAAUUAGGGGUAGUGGGAGCCAAUAUAAGUUUCAAUGCCUGUGAAUAGGUCAUAUGCUGACUGAAAUGCUUGACAUAUAUUCUUAAAUAUACUGGUUAAAGGCCUUGAUAUAUAAGUACAGUCCUCUGCCAUACGAAGGCCAUAUAAUUUAAACUUUUUGUAUGUAUAAAAAAUGAAUCUAGGUGCUUUGUAUUUUCAUAGCUUGCUAUGUACCAAAGAUGAGAUUAUGAACUUAAUUUUGCAAUGAUUGCUUUUCUGAUAUCUGUGAUAUUUCAAUAUAAGUAUUUUUAUUAGUUACAGAUAGGAUAGCACAUGCACAGAAGCAUUUAUAUAUUUAGUUAUUUUUUCCAUGUUUGUAUGUAUAUGCAAUCUGACCAUGAGCUAAAUGACUCUUAUUUUUCAGUGCAGAUAUUUUCAGUGUUCCUUUUCACUCAAAGGAGCAAAGUAACAAGAUUAUAAUUCUGUAAUAUUUAUACACUUGACCACUUUAUGUAAGUGCACCCAAGAUGUUAAAACCUUAAAAGAAAUCCUAUUAAUAAAGCCCUUCUCCUUUGAAAAUCCUUUCUUCCAUUCCUUAUCUAGAAUUUUAUCAAUUAAUUUUGGGAUCUGAGCCCCUGUAAUAUAUUAAAGUACUUGACAACUUUAAAAGGCAUUAUUUUUUCUUUUUUUUAGUGGAAAAAAAAUUGUAUUUUACCUUACUUUAAUCUUGCUGUAUUACAUUUUUAAAAUGUAAUUGUGAUAUAGGAGAAAAUAAUUUUAUAUAAUUGUUUUCGUGUAUGCUCACUCAUGAAUCCUACAAAGUGGUAACUAAACAAAAUUCUGGUUACUUUACAGAGGUGGGCAAUCCCCUUCUCAUGGCUCUCAUGUGGCAUUUCCUUUCAUUAUCAUCUCUAAGUCUACAAAAUUUUAAGCAUGCUUUAAGUGUAUUUAGGUUUAUGCAUGGAGACCAUCAUUAGUACACUUAAAAAUAGACCCCUCUGUAUCAUAACUUGAAGAAAAUGUCGCAUGCUGUCUAUGGGUUGUAGGGUGUCCCAAACUUCUUUAUGCUCACCAUUCAUAUCUUGUGAAAUAAUGGUUUUUUGUACAAGGACUUUGCAGUUUGCUACCUUCUUCACAGAAGUAUUAUGCCACAAGUGACUACUUACCUUACUGUAUGCGAGUUGUACCAAUAAUCGAAGUGUAAUAAUGCAAAAACGACUUGGUUACUAAUGUAUUAUUAAAGCUGUGCCUUUAAUUUGUACUACUAUAUUAUUUGAAGAUCAUAGUUUUUACCUUAGUAGCCUUGUUUUUCAAAAGCCAUGCGUAUCAUUUAAAAAAAAGUGUGUAACUUUUAUUUCAGUAAAUGUUUUGGCUGCUUCUGGCAUGAUGGUGCAAGUCUUUUUCUUCAGCUAAUGUGAAUUGUGGAGUACAAUAUUGCUCUCCUUACUAGUCCUAUAGCCAUUAAUGUAAAUCAGGGUUGUCAUGUGUCACAGAAUCAAUAUAUGAAUCUAGCUAA
Messenger RNA from Cherax quadricarinatus, 8729 nucleotides. RefSeq lists its product as uncharacterized. Gene Ontology annotation, molecular function: protein binding. NCBI's taxonomy places the organism in Eukaryota, Metazoa, Arthropoda, Malacostraca, Decapoda, Parastacidae. The record is from RefSeq and is a predicted model, not a curated record.